Molecule: messenger RNA, 5507 nt
Organism: Macrobrachium nipponense
Lineage: Eukaryota; Metazoa; Arthropoda; Malacostraca; Decapoda; Palaemonidae
Exons: 7
Coding region: 254-2317 (687 amino acids)
Cellular component (GO): plasma membrane; gap junction
Molecular function (GO): gap junction channel activity
Source: RefSeq, a predicted model, not a curated record
AUGCUCCUAAGUUUCCAGGACUAUCCAUAUCCAAAGUGUUCUUGAGGUUGAAGGUACAGGUAAAGAUGGCGGACUGAUCGGUGUCGGCGUGGUAAACACCAUCAUCUUUGUAGCAGAUCACUUGUUUACCAUCAUUGCAUCAGAUCGACGGUACGAACGUUGCAUUUUAUCCUGUUAAUAAAAUCGCUGCUGCGUUAAUUAAUAGCCACCGUCAUUUUGUUGGGUUAGAAGCGAUUUUUGUUCCUAAGAAAGGAUGACUAUUGAUGUGUUACACAAAACAGAAAUAGCUACUGUUGACUCAGAGUCUGAAGAUGACAGUUCUGUUGAUGAAGUACAGGUCAUUAAUGAAGAAAGUGGUGGAGAAUCAAAUGCAACUGAAAGGAGUGCUGCUGAAUCAAGUGCUAGUGACGAUACUGAUAACGAUGGAAAUGUUGAUGAUGAUGUAGACAGAGAACAUACAUUGGGAUAUUCAACUACUGCAACUGCUGAGUAUGUAGAUGGAGGAGAUAGUGUGGUAGUGUUGGUAGAGGAAGGUGGAGAUUCAACUCUCAUUAAGGAAACUGGGCCUUCAAAUCAGAAACUACAAUAUCAAGGAUGUCGAAAUGAAAACAAAGGAAGAAGAAAUAAUUGGCAGGGGAAGAAUUACUGGAAAGGUGGACCUGGAAAGAAGGGGAAGGGGAAAUGGGAAAAUAAAAAUCAUACUGCAGAUAAAGGAAAUUGUGAUAGAAAUAACAGUAAUUGUGAGAAUGAUAAAACUGGUCCACAAAGUCAGGAAGCACAUAAAGCAAAUCAUGAAAAAAAAGUUAAUAAAAAAGAAAUUUCAAUUUUUAAUGACACCCCCUUGAAAUUUAAUUAUGGUAAUCCCAGCCAGAAGCAAAGUAACUUUCCAUACCCAAAUUCAGUACCUUUUAAGAGGCAUACUACCGAGAACCAAAAUCAAAACAGUGGUAAUAAGAAUGGGGAGAAGGGAGGAAAGAAAAACAACAACAACAACAACAACAACAACAACAACAACAACAACAACAACAAAGGGAAAGGUAAUAAUGAUGAACAUUCAAAGGACUAUUUCAAAUUAGCAAAAGCUGUUAUUGAGCCGUUUUGGAAGAAGAAGGAAAAGGCGGAGCCUGUGGAUAGUUUCGUUCUGAAGCUUCAUUAUCGAAUGAGUGUUUGCUUGUUUAUAGUCAUGUUUACAAUUGUUCAGUCAAAUUGGUAUGUAAAGGAAUCUAUAAAAUGCGUAUCUGCCCACUUUACUUGCACUGGUGAACUCCCUUUUCACCUAAAAAAUUUUUGCCUGUCUUUUUCAUAUGUGUGUGAUCUCACAUCAGUAUUAGGCAGCUCCUGCUCCCGCCGAUACCUCUUAUUUUACCGUUGGAUUCACACAAGUUUUCUGGUUAUUGGAUGUCUAUAUUACAUACCAAGAUUUAUCGCCAAGAAAGUUAUGAAUCCAAGGUUGAAGAAACUCCUUUAUGAUCUUGCAUGUGAUGAAGCUAGGUAUGAUGCUGCUUCGUGUGAGCAAGUAACAGAAAAAAUGCUCAAGUUUGUUGAUAUGGACAGAGGAUCACGUUCACAAUAUCUCUGGCUUGUAAUUUGUCAUGUGAUUGCUUUACUUAUAGACUUUGGCGUUAUAUGUUUCUUUGACUUUAUGUUACAGAAUCGAUUCAUUGGACUUCUGUAUCAUUCUUACCCAUAUCAGCGCAACCCACCAUACUUCACUGACUAUAUAUCACAGACAUUUCCACCUUUUGCUAACUGCACAGUCCAUACAGAAAAUCUCAUUAAUGUGGAAAGGGAAGAGACAUUUGGUUGUUAUUUAUACCUCAUGGAAUUAUAUGACAAAAUAUUCAUCGUACUUUGGCUAUGGCUUGCGUUUCUGUCAUUUGUUACCAUUCUUAGUAUAUUGGUUAUGCUUUUGGUUUCUUUUCCACCCUUCAAUCAUUUCUUUUUAUGCUUGUUCACACCAUCAGUGAGGCUUGGUCAAAUGAGAAAAAAAGUUCAGUCAAUGAGCAACUUGAAUGACCUUUAUACACUGUAUCUCAUGAAGCAACAUUGUAGUGAAAGCCAGUUUAUUAGAUUUAUUGCAAAAUUGAUCCACAAUUCUGAGGAUACUCUUGAAGAAGUCUUGGUUAUGAAAAGGGGAGAGAAAAAGAAAUGUGACUCUGUUAAAGAGAAGUGUGUUGUUUUUGAUGGCCAAUGGAAUAGUGAGAAGGAGGAUGUAGAUCCUGAAAGUCAACGUUGGCCACUUAAUGCAAGUACACCACAGUAUUCUGAAACAAGAAUUGCAAACUGCAGGACAUUUGGAAGGCCUCUUGAGCUUUGAUAUUUAUGCCAAGAGAUAUACUGUAUGUUGUCCUUUCCACCUCACAAAAUGAAAGUCAUGACUCCAAUGGAAAUUUGUGUUUUAUAACAUGAGAUUUUACCUGGUGCAAAUUUGUCCUUACUUUAUAAUUGUAGAAUUCAAGCUGUUCAAAUAUUUUGUCAGAGGCAGCAAUUUGUAAAACUUUAUGCAAUACAUACUAACUUUGAUGUGGGAGGGCAAUGUUAUUGUAUGUUCUAUUGCCUGGGUGUUAUUACCGUGCACCUUAAUUACCUGUACAUAUUCCACAUCUGCUUAAAAGGAUAUAUAACUCAUAAUUGAAGUAUGUACAUUUAAAUACAAAGUGUUAUUGAUUACAUUUUUUUUCAGUUGCCCAGUAUGUAGUUGUUAUUUUCAAAAUAGUCAAGCAGUUGUGAUAUAAAGGGUUGAGUAAGUUCCUCACUAUUUGAGGGUAAUUAAAUUUUACACCUUUAUAAUAGUAAUAAUUGGAUUGUUGACCUUUAAUAAUAAAUUUUAUGAAGUUAUAAUUAUAUUAGAAAUGUCAUUACUAUGAAACCAUUUUUGAGCAACUGGAAGUUUAAAAAAAUUGUAAGGAAUUUUUUUAAAACUUAGCUGUCUCUUAAUUUCUGAAUAAUUACCUAUGUACAAUUUAUUAAAUGUAAGAGAUCAACUUUAUUAGUAGUAGCUGCAUAACAAUGCAUUCAAUUCUUGUAAUAAGAGCUACUAUGUGUAUUAUAUGAACUGUACUAAUUUUUAGUGGAUGGAUAACUUGUCAUUCUGUCCCAGUGCAUUGGAGAAAAGAUGUAAAAUUGGCCCAGAUAACUUUGAAAUGUCAUACAUCAUGAGCCAUAGAUUGGUUUUCAUUAAGCUUGAUCUUUGUAACAUUUUAGAUUAAUUAGUAGCUCAGGGAAGCUGAACUUGCUCAAAUGUUCCAAAUAGUAUUCUCAAUCUACUCAGGAAACUAAGUUUUACUUCUUACGUUGUUGCAAUUUUGUGUUUGAAUGCCUGCAAGAAGAGGCAUUUGGAAAUUUUGGAACCUAAGGAGGUGGAACAAUGUUUAGGAUUUUUUUUCAAGUAGUGUUUUAUUUUUAUAAGUGGUCUUUAAAAUUGGUGGCAUUAUGUUAUAUUUUGAGUGUACAUUGUACAUUGCAACCAAAUUUGGUAUUGUUUGUUUGUUGCAAAACAAGAUAGUUUAAGUACAAAUGUUUAUUAAAGUACAAAACUUAUAAAGAUAUGCAGAUAAUUGGUAGUUAAAUUGUUGGAACAUUAAAUUGUUGCCACAAAGAUUAAUAUGCAACUGUUAAUGGUUCAUUGUGUAUGUAACUUUUAACAGCCAAAUUUUAUUUUAGAGAAAGUUUUUUCAUUUGUAUCAAUAACUUAGAAUGUAUACUGUGGGUCUCAAACAUAAAUGGGCAAAUUGCUGUGCAGUGUGUACAUAAUUUGCUGAAUCCAUUUUCCAUUGUCAUAGAAAUACUAGUUAUAUUUUAGUUUUCUGUUUUCAGGGGUACAGUAAGUUCACUUCUUGGUUUUAAUACUGAAUUUUCUGUCACAUUUUCAGAGUUUUUUUGGUUCUAGGAUUUUUUUUUUUUUUUUAAGUUUAUUGUGAAUGUACAUUCAUAUGUAUAGAAAUAAAUUGGUUUUUGUGCAUAUUCUAAAUAUUAAGUGCUUCAGUAAAUUGUGAGUACCAUGUUAAUUAAAUUGAGGAGUGUAAGUUAUGAUACAUCCAUUUAUUUUGAAAUUUUUAUGUAAAUGCUAAUUAAUGAGUUGUACUAGACAUUUACAAACUUGUGCAGCAAACUUUUUGGAAUAGUUAAAUCAGUUUGGAAGUUCAGACAUUUGAACCCAGCAUCAUUCUUGUUAUUAACAAAACAAGUCUACAAAACUGUGGUAAGAUGAAUCCAUACAGCGAUAAUUGAAAUAAUAAUUUAAUAUCCUUGACAAUGGAUAACUUCAGGAUAUGUCGUCUAUGGUGAUCCAUGAAAAGUAUUAAUAUUUUUAGCAUCUUUUUUCAACUGGUGACAUCUACCAGGUAAAUGGUUAUUGUAUUGAUAAGAGCUUGCAGUAUGAUGGAAAGAUCUGUAUACUUUAAUAUUUUUUUCUUGGCUUGCUUGGUUAUGGAAUACCCUGAAAAGAACAAAAGAACAAAAAUAGAAGAAAUCACUAAUCAGUAGAGCUUUAUUGAUUAUUCAAAAGGAUACAGAUACAGCCAUGAAAGAACAGGAUUAAAUUAAAAGUUGUGAAGUCUUUAUACCUGCUGUGUAACAUACCUAAAUCUUGUUGCAAGUUGUUGGGUCAAGCCUUUCAGAUUACUGUAUGUAUGCAGUAUACUUUCAUAUCCUUUGCAAAUGACAAACUCAUUACAUCAAAAGUUUUUGGAGUCUUGAAGUUGGCUAUUUUUAGGAUGAGCGGUAGAUUGCCCACUAUCUCACCUCACUUAAAAAGUAUCUUGUACAGGUUUUCGUUAGAUCAUGUGACCUAACUGCUUCUCUGAGAGAUAUCUCUGCAUGAGUUCUGUCACAUGAUUGAUUUCUUUAAGUACUGUGUACACUCAUUAAAGCCUCCAUAGGAUCUUAUAUGUGCAUAUUUGAGGUCAGUGAUAUUGUGAUUGCUAGAGGUGUUAACUGUAGUUGAUGCUGAUGAUGGAAUAUCUGUGACAUUUUCAGUUGGUCUGAAACAUAACCCCAGACCUCUCAUGCCAAAGUUGCUCCAAGACAAACAAGUAACAAGUCUUUUUCUUGGUAUGUAACUUAGUAGUAUAAGAAAGGAUAUUUUUUCACUGUUAUGGUAUUGAUUGUUCACUGUAAUUAUACAUUCUUUAAUGUAAUGAAAUUAGUUAAGGUUUGAGAAUUGGACUCAUCACUACAUAUCUUUGAAAGACAGAUUUGCAAAUAAAAAACUUUAAAAGGACCUAAUUAACAUCCUAAUCUAGGUAUUGAGGGGAGUAACAAAUAUGAGAAUAUUUUAUUUUAUCUUUUUGGUUUAUAUUUUUAGUAAAUUCUCUCUUUGCCUCAUUCUUGGUUAUUAAAGUUCUGAUUGAUAGCAGGAUGCAAAAUCACAAGAAUUAACAACAGUAGCCAUCCAUUUUUUUCUAUACUAGAUUUUCAUCGUAAAACCAUUUUUGCCACAUUUUAUUUCUUAUAACAUUGUAAGUAUUUUGAACUGGUAAAAGAAAGAAUAAACAAGGUCCAUCAAA